This is a messenger RNA of Pseudonaja textilis, 1067 nucleotides long. Lineage: Eukaryota; Metazoa; Chordata; Lepidosauria; Squamata; Elapidae. The record is from RefSeq and is a predicted model, not a curated record.
GCCCUUCGUCCCCAAAGUCCCCAAAAAAGAAGUCGUCAAAGAAGAGGACGUCAUCCUGGAGCCGGAACUGGAGGAAGCCUUGGCCAACGCCACCGACGCCGAAAUGUGCGACAUCGCAGCCAUCCUGGGCAUGUACACCCUGAUGAGCAACAAGCAAUAUUACGACGCCAUCUGCAGCGGCAACAUCACCAACACGGAAGGCAUCAACAGUGUGGUCCAGCCGGACAAGUACAAGCCGGUCCCGGAUGAGCCCCCCAACCCCACCAAUGCCGAAGAAACCCUGGCCAAAGUCCGAAGCAACGACAAAGACCUGGAAGAGGUGAACCUGAAUAACAUCCAGGACAUCCCCAUCCAGACCCUGAAGGAGAUCUGCGAAGCAAUGAAAACGAACACCCACGUCAAGCAGCUCAGCUUAGUGGCCACCAGAAGCAACGAUCCAGUGGCCCACGCGGUGGCCGAGAUGCUGAAGGAGAACAAGAGCCUCCAGUCGCUCAACAUCGAGUCCAACUUCAUCACCAGCGCAGGGAUGAUGGAGGUCAUCAAAGCCAUGAAGGAAAACAGCACCUUGGCCGAACUGAAGGUGGACAACCAGCGCCAGCGGCUGGGUGACUCGGUGGAGAUGGAGAUGGCUGCCAUGCUGGAGAAGUGCACCUCCAUCACGCGGUUCGGGUACCACUUCACGCAGCAGGGCCCCAGGGCCCGGGCCUCCAUUGCCAUCACCAGGAACAAUGAGCUGCGACGCAAACAGAAGAAGACAUAAAUUGGGGGCUCCAUCAUCCCGGAAGCGGCUUCCAUGGCUCAGGCACCCCCCUCCCUCCUUCCCCAUGGCUACAACUCCAAAGCAGCCCAAGAGUGAUUCUGGGGCUCACGAGCCCAACUUCGUUUUUUUUUUUCCUCCCUUCAUCUCCGAGCCCCCCCUGUCCUCCGCCUUUUAAAUACCUCUGUAAAUAAAGAGAUCUGAACGAUGCUACCCCCGCUUCUUCCCUCCUCAGGGAUGUAGGGCCUUCCUUCCCAACUGGCUUCGUUUGCCGCCGCGGCGCUUGCGAUCUUCCCGAGACGGAAGCCAU